Messenger RNA from Cyclospora cayetanensis, 3219 nucleotides. RefSeq lists its product as uncharacterized. The coding region runs from base 1 to 3219 and encodes 1072 amino acids. Gene Ontology annotation, molecular function: ATP binding; hydrolase activity; DNA binding. Gene Ontology annotation, biological process: recombinational repair. The record is from RefSeq and is a predicted model, not a curated record. The transcript is spliced from 7 exons. Gene Ontology annotation, cellular component: nucleus. Lineage: Eukaryota; Apicomplexa; Conoidasida; Eucoccidiorida; Eimeriidae.
AUGCAGAGAAUCUGCGCUCCCGCCAUGUCGGAUAAUUCGCAAAAGGCGCGUGUGGGAGCCUCGCCGACCCCGCCUUCGGGGCUUGUUGCAAGAACGUCUUCAGGUGUCGAUACACUCGAACUGCCGCAGCACGGAACGCUUUUCGGCUUGCUUUCUCCCGAUCAAGCUCGUGUCGUUGCCGCUCCCCCCGAGAGCAGCGUCUGUGUUUUGGCAGGUCCUGGAGCAGGCAAGACUACGACGAUAACGGCUCGCGUGAUUCGGCUGCUGUUGCUGGGGAGGCAGCCGCUUGCAGCGUUGACGUUUACGAAGAAGAGCGCCUUGGAGCUUGAGAGACGCAUUCGUGGGGGGUUGGAGAGUCUGCGUGGUGUGGUGGGGGGAUCGCAGGAUGUGCAGCUGUUUGUGGGAACGUUUCACGGCUUUUUCGCUCAGCUUUUGCGAGAUCAUGGUCGUUCUGUAGGCGUGCCUGGAGGCUUCCGUGUCUUAGGGCCGGUGCCGCAGCUGGUGCUGCUGCGGAGUCUGAUUCUCGAGGAGAAGAAGCGACAAGAAGCGCACCUGCUCCCCUCGGGGGGAGAGAGGAGCGUGCACGCGCAUGCGCCUGCAACGCCUAUUGUCGAGGGGGAUGCGGGGGUAGCUUUUUCGACUGCUGCGCGCGAUGCGGAGGAGCUUCGGAGGCGGAUUCGGUCGAUGAAGUGCAUUCCAGAAGUGCUCGAAAGGGAGCGGACGGCGAACUCAGUCGUGUACCGCCUUUUCUGCGCCUACGAAAGCCACCUGCGGAGACACAAGCCACCCCUGCUCGACUUCACUGACCUAGUGACUUUAGCGAUUCGGCUGCUCGAGCAGGCAGAGACUCGCCAUGCGCUUCGCGCACGCUGGCCAUACCUGGUUGUCGAUGAAUUCCAAGAUACCAACAGCAAGCAGUUCAAGUUUCUGUGUCUCCUGAGGCUGAUGACUCCCAACGACAGACUCCACACCAGCAUCUUCCACGAUUACCGAAGUCGCUUUCCAGCGUAUCAGGAGUUUGUUUUAGGAUGCAAUUACCGAUCGGUUCCCCUUGUUGUUCGUCACAGCGGUGCUCUUAUUCGCUUCAAUUGGCCUUUUCGACUUCCCAAGACGCUCUACGCUGCCUGUACACUUGCCGCAAGCGCCACCUCGCCCUCUUCCUGCUCACGUGCCAAGGCUUUGCAAAACUCAGAAUCGCCAUCGCUAGCGGCACUUAAAUCACCCCUCGUGCGUACUGCUUCUCAAAAAGACAACAACAAUGCAUCCGGUGGUUUUGUUGCUGGCGCGUUUUUGGCCACCCAAACGUUAGAGGCGCAGUACAUCUUGCGAUUUAUUUUGUGCUUGAAACAGCAUGCUGGUUUGCGAUGGGAUGACUUUGCAAUUCUUUGUCGGACGAAUGGAGCGUUGAAGGAUGUGCAUGCGCUUAUAAGCAGCCAUGCCGUUCAGCGGGAAGCAUCUGCACCGACAGUGGGGUGGUGUUUUACGUCGAGCACGCAUGCAGCUGCAUCCUGCGGCGUAGCUGCAAGGCCCCUCGAUCCGAACAGUCCGUUAGAUCCUGCUUUCUUGUUUCCGUCUGUCGAUGUCUCGCGCUUCAAUCUACCCGCCGGAGGCAUCCCGCUGACUGCCCCUUCUUCCCUUCUGAAGAGCAGCGGAGGGGGAGGCGCUGAGCUCUUUCUUCGCCCAGAUGCGUUGGACGUGCUCGCGUAUCUGCGGCUAGCCGUGGAUCCUCAUCACGAUGCCUCCUUCGUUCGCGCGCUGAACAAGCCCCAAAGACGCAUAGGCUCUAAGACGCUUCUGUGGCUAAGACGAGUGCUGCUGCAUGCGCGAGGCGAAGCGACGGAGGAGGCGUCUUUCCUAGCUCCAAAUGCGAAAGCUGAAGGCGGGGAGAUGCCGUGGCAAGGCCUCUUCUGUUCAGCACCCCGCGACGUCAACUUCGAAAAGACUGCUGGUGGGAGGGGGGCACAGGCAUCUCUUUUCAGCGCCAUGUGCGCAGUGUUGCAAGCCACCAGUCGUCUCAACGAGGAGGCUGGCUCGAGCGGAGAGGAUGCUCUGGCAGGCUUUGCCUCCAACGCACCAGCACCAGCGCCGCUGGAAUCUUUUGUCGCUGCAGCUGUGCAAGCCAUUCCCCAGCACGUGGCAGCAGCAGCGAAAGAAGCGGCCUCCCGACUGCGAACGAACCAGCUCGAUGCCUUAGCCGCUUUCUUUCAAGCACUCUGCAGGCUGCAUCGCAUCUCUCGAUCUGCUGUGCCUGUCACGGCAGUGAUCGGCUUCCUUCUGGGGCCCUUAAGGCUUGGCGUCUUCUUCGGGGAACGGGGAAAGGCUCAGCUGAAACGCGCGCCAGAGUCGCGCACUCCGGAGAAAGCGACGACAGCGGCAGCAGCAGGAGGCUGCUGCGAUGAGGAGGACAAGACGAGGAAAGACGAGCUUGGAGAACCUCCAUCUUUUACUGAUGCCAAGGCAACGCUGAAGGAGCUGGCUCAUGAAUACGGGCUUGACAGCUUUGCAGAUGUUCACGGCUUGCUCAGGGCAGUAGAGGCAUACACCCCCAACUGGCAGCAGAAGAGAGCGGCAGACUGCAUCUGCUGUCUGCUUCAGGAUGCAGCUGCGGGGCGCUUUUUGCAGCAGAAAGUCGUAAAUGCCAUAACGCUUUCCACCAUCCAUCAAGCAAAGGGUCUUGAGUGGCAGGCAGUUAUCAUCGCUAGAGCCAAUGACGGGACCCUGCCUAUGGGAGCAAGUGGCAGCCAGCCGCUGGCUGACUUCGUUUCUCGCGUGUUGCUUGGCACUGCCUCAGCGUCUCAGGGGAGGCCGUCGGGAGCUGGGGAGCAGCAGGCCUUAGUCGCGGAGACGCUUGCUCGGGCAGAGGAAGCGGUGCUGCGGCAAGGUUUGGGGAACGAGCAGCACUUGCAUCUGAUGGAAGAAAGGAGGGUCUGUUACGUGGCAAUGACCAGAGCCAAACGCUUCAUCCUCAUGACGGCCCCCUUGGCAGACAAGAACAACCACCCAAUCCAGCCCUCCAGAUUCUUUGGAGAGGCUGGGUUGGUCGUGCCGAGCCGUCCCCAGAGUCGAGAGGUGCAGGCUUCCAGAGGUGUCGAUGGAAGCAGGAAGAGCACUACUGGCGGCAAAGAAACCACGCAUGAAAAAACACUGAAGCCAGUUGCUGCAGCCCUCACAGCGAGGGCAGCGACGCCGCUACCAAAAGUGCCAGCAGAGUGGAAUUAA